AUGUUGAUGCAAGAUAUUAUAGCACCUGUACAAAACAUACAUUUUGAUCUUGACGAAAUAGUAUGUUCACAACAAGGUGCAUUACCACUUCCAUUUCCUAAUAUGGAUAAAGCUAAUGUAGGUGUAUGUGAAUUUUUUCUUCGUUCAAAUUGUUCAAAUCAACGUUGUCCAUUUCGUCAUAUACAUGGAGAUAAAACAGUUGUAUGUAAACAUUGGUUACGUGGUUUAUGUAAAAAAGGUGAUGAUUGUGAAUUUCUUCAUGAAUAUGAUAUGGCUAAAAUGCCUGAAUGUUAUUUUUUUUCAAAAUUUGGACAAUGUAUGAAUAAAGAAUGUGCAUUUCUUCAUCUUGAUCCUGAAUCAAAAAUACGUGAUUGUCCAUGGUAUGAUCGUGGCUUUUGUCGUCAUGGACCAAAUUGUAAAAAUCGUCAUACACGAAAAGUUCUUUGUCAAAAUUAUUUAUGUGGAUUUUGUCCUGAAGGACCACGUUGUACAUUAUCACAUCCAACAUUUGAUUUACCUAAUUCAAAUGAAUAUACACCUGCACAACGUAAAAUUGUUUUUGUUUGUGAUUUUUGUCAUGAAACAGGUCAUAAAGCUUCAUCAUGUUUUAAAUUACCAAUGGAAGAAAGACAAAAAUAUCUUAAUAUGCCAUCAAAUAUUAAUACUCAAUCACAACAAUAUAAUAGUCGAUCAAACUAUGGUCAAAAUCAAAAUUCACAUUCUAAUCAAGAUAAUGGAUUAUCACAACAGUCUGGAAAUUUACAUCCAAUGGAUGAACAACAUUCAACUGGAAUGGGAAUUUCACAACCAUUUCAACAUGAUGUGACUUGUUUUAAAUGUGGAGAACGAGGUCAUUAUGCGAAUAAAUGUACACGAUCACAUGUUCCUUAUAUACGCAAUCAGAAUAUUCAACGGCGAUAG
This is a messenger RNA of Rotaria sordida, 921 nucleotides long. Lineage: Eukaryota; Metazoa; Rotifera; Eurotatoria; Philodinida; Philodinidae. The record is from the annotation of a GenBank genome assembly.